Pseudomyrmex gracilis is the source of this 1305-nucleotide messenger RNA. RefSeq names its product venom serine protease 34-like. The record is from RefSeq and is a predicted model, not a curated record. Gene Ontology annotation, molecular function: serine-type endopeptidase activity. The coding region runs from base 1 to 1305 and encodes 434 amino acids. Lineage: Eukaryota; Metazoa; Arthropoda; Insecta; Hymenoptera; Formicidae. Gene Ontology annotation, biological process: proteolysis. The transcript has 7 exons.
AUGGCAACCGGCAAUGAGUUGCGUGUCUAUACACCCGCGAUUAAUAGAGUCCCGGAAACAAAAAACAGGACGGUGUGCGUUCCAAAGUUAAUAACAAACUACCAUUUUAUAGUUGGACUAUUCGCACUGUCGUUAUGUUUUAUAAUUGCAAACGGCUUUCUGCAACACGACUGCAAUUUUUUUCAACGAUUAAAACCCGGUAACAUCUAUUACGUGUACAAUCCGGAUUAUCCGGACGUCUCGAAAGGUCGACAAUCCUGCAAAUGGAUCGUGGAAAGCGAUUACCGGGCGAAACUUAUCUGCAAUAUGUUUGACAUACCACGGAGUGUUAACUGCGUCUUUGACAGACUGACUGUGUACGUAAAUAAUUCCGCGGCUCUUUCGUAUUGCGGCAAUGAGAUAUUUGCCGUAGAAUCGACGGGCAAAAUCAUGACUGUUCAAUUAUCAACGUCAUUUUGGUCAUCGGGAGUUAAACUGCUUUGUGAGCUGCAAGCGGUUGAAGAAGCGGAAAAAACUGACGAUUGCAGAUGCGGAUGGAAAAAACCGACAAAAAUAGUCGGAGGCACGCAAACCGGAGUUAACGAAUAUCCCAUGAUGGCUGGUCUUGUCGAUUUUCGUCGUAGAGAAAUAUAUUGCGGAGCAACUAUCAUAUCGCAACAGCAUCUAUUAACCGCCGCGCAUUGUUUGACGAAUAGAAACGCGAGCAGUGUGGGUGUAAUUGUGGGAGAGCACGAUGUUACCACAGGAGCAGAAUCCAAUGCCACGCAAUUGUACACCGUAUUCAAGUUUGUUCUGCAUCCUCUUUAUAACAACGAAACUCUGGAAAAUGACAUAGCCGUAAUAAGAGUGAAUUCCAUCAUAAGCUUCAGCGAAGAAGUUGGACCAGUUUGUCUUCCGUUUCAACAUCAGUCCGAUUCCUUCGCAGGAAAUUUUGUAGAUUUGUUAGGUUGGGGAACAACGGAAUUUGGAGGAGCGAAAUCGGACACUUUACAAAAAGUCACGUUGAGCGUAAUUACGUAUCGUCAAUGUCGUAGCCAGCACGAAGAUUUAUCAUACAGUCAGUUAUGCACUUACGGAGACAGAAAAGACGCCUGUCAGUUCGACAGUGGCGGCCCAGUUCUUUGGCAAAAUCCCACGACAAGGCGAGAAGUUCUUGUGGGCGUCAUCAGUUUCGGCUCUGGUUGCGGCACUGAUAAGCCAGGAAUCAACACACGUGUCGGCAUGUAUAUAGAUUGGAUUCUCGGUGUAACGCCAGGUGAAUACCCAAAAUUUGCAAUGUGUUAUAAAUGCGUUAAAUCUCGUUAA